UUAACGACGUGCAACUUAAUAUCUAUUUCUACAGGAUGUUUUAUCUGGUAUUCAUCGGCGACAAGUGUCCAACUCCAGGCCAUUUUUAACAUGGGUGGGAUAAAAGGUAACGUCAUGUUCUACCAGUCGCAACAAGGUAGUCCCACAAGUAUCUCACUUAACUUAACAGGUAUCGAGAAUGAAACCCUGACUUGGGAUAUUCGACAACUUCCAAUGAUCUACGAUGGUAAUGCAGCUAUGAGUUGCAGUCCAAGCACAGUUGGAGAUCUGUUUGACCCUGCGAUGGCCAUGAAAUCUGCAGACUACAAUAGCUCGUGCAGUCAAUCAAGUUCUUCAAGAUUUCAAGUAUGUGCCACUGGUGACUUGACAGGAAUGCUGGGAGCUAUAAAUGCCAGCAACGCACAGAAAAAUUUUACAGACCAGAAUUUGACUGUUCCUAUCAGAGGGGCUAACAGCAUCAUGGGUAGAACACUUGUUCUUUACAAGGAUGGCACACCGAGGGCUUGCUCACUGAUUAGUCCGGAUAAAGUUAUGCUUACAGCAGUAGCUGUCUUCACGAUGCCGGUCGCUGGUUUUGUGUAUCUGAGGCAAGCUGAUGAGAGCGCAGAUACAACUAUAUUCGUUAACCUUUUUCAUUCCAACGAUGCUCAAUCUGGUAGACAGGUCACAUGGCAGAUAAACCAAGCAUCAGCUUCUUGCGGAAUGCCCGGUGACGUUUUCAAUCCUGAAAACAGAGACAAGCAAAAUUGUAGCCAGUUAGAACACGAAAAAUGUAUGAUUGGUGAUUUGACUUCCAAGCAUGGAAACAUCACUGUCUCCAUGGCAACAAGAGGACAGUCCAAAACCAAAGUGGCCUUUACAGACACCAACCUUCCACUUACUGGUGUCAAAAGCGUUAUUGGCAAGACAAUUACAUUGUUCUCAAGUGACGAUUCAAUGACCCCUUUUGCUUGCGCAAAGAUAAUGCAAGUAAAACCGAGAGUUCUCAUAUCUACUUUCAAAGCCAGUGUUCAUGAUGGUGUAGACGGCUAUUUCAAGUUUACACAACUCUCUCCCUUUGAUCCCACGAUGACGGAAAUAAGGCUCACUGGAUUAAGAAAGGAGUCUCAGGGAUAUCACAUUCACAACUAUCCCAUGCCAUGGCAAAUGAAGUACACCGGAAUGGAAUCCUGUGCAGGGAGUCACUUAGGAGGACACUGGAACCCCUUUGGCGUCGAUGUCAAGUCCAGUCCUUCGCCUGGAACUGGUAUGUAGCUAAGUACAAUGUUAGCGUCAAUUUUACAAUUUCCUCCUCAUACAAUUCUAAGAGCUGAAACAUCACACACGCAUGAUAAACAGUUCAUAUAUUUUUCCUUACGUUUUCAUGGACCACAAGCCCAUUCAAUUUAUUUAACGAUCACUUCAUCUUCCAUAUUUUUGAUGAUUUUUGAAAAGUUAUCUAGUACGUUACACCAAACAUCCAUUACAGGGUUAUCCAGCCGGUCGCCGGUACCCAUUUAUACCCCUGGGUUCACCACCAAAGUGGAGCAAAGUACUUGUCCAAGAAAGCUACUCUGCAGCCUGACUUUAGCCCGGAUCUUCGAAUUUCUCACGAGGUUGUUUUUAACGUUGACACUCCUUUUCUAAUAGGAACAAAUGAUCAGUACGAAAUCGGUGACCUAAGUGGGAAAUAUGGAACUUUUCUUAACCUAACAAGCUACACCGGAACACAUUUGGACUACAAUCUUCCAUUGUUUGGUAAAAACAGCAUCCAGGGUCGUUCUGUUGUCAUCCAUAAAAUGAAAGUAAUGAACAGCAUGAGAUGGGUCUGUGCAGAUGUCCAUCAGAAAAUGGCUGAAGUGGACAAAAUGUUUGUCAUGAAAACCAAAAUAACUUUUACGGGUCCAGAUGUUAUGGGGUACAUACUUUUGGUAAGUAAGUUUUAUUGCCAUUAUUCUGUCUAAAAACGCGAUCGAGGAAAAAAACAAAAACAAAAACAAACGAACAAAAAAACUUUCGCAGAAAAAAAAAAAACAGCAGAACUAGUUGAUAAUUCUAACUGUCAAAAUUGCUAUUUAUGACACUCUUAAUUUACUUUAUUAUUAUUAUUAUUAUUAUUAUUAUUAUUAUUAUUGUAUUCUUCUAUAUAUAUAGCGAUACAUUCUUAUCAUACAUUUUAUAGAUAUAAUUUCAUCACUAUAUUUAUAAUCUUAAGCAUUUUAUUUCGAUCUGUAUCUGUUUUUGUUGCGUCAUCAAUUAGCUUGUAAACUAAAUAUCUUGACAAGUAAAUAGAGUUUAUUAUUAUUAUUAUUUUGGUAGACCGAUCAUGCUCAAUUGAAACAGUUGUGCGCGAUAUUUCUCUGCGCUUGAAAACAUGGCGUAGCAUUUUUAUGUCCAGCAUAUUUAAAAGAUUUGUUUUGUUUUUACUUCUUAAGGGAGCUGUGUCACGAAAUUCAGCCAAAUUAGGAAAUUACAAAAUGCCCGUUAAAUUAAGAGAAACAUAAAAAUAACCACUUUUAACUUUAAAGGAAGGUUAAAAUAACAUAAUAGAAGCAACAGAUGGCACGGAUGGGCAAAACUGAAGAAGACUGAAACGGAUUGAAAUUAGGGUUUUGGAAAACUGUUCAGCCUAACAGUGUUCCAAAGUUGAUCUCUGCUGCUUGCAACUUCAAAAAUAAUGCUCAGGAGACUUAUUUGUUGGUCUCGGAUCUAUGAUUUUGUCAUUUACAUGUAAUUUCUUUGCUUCUUUUAAGUUCCAUAGCGAUUGAGGGCUAGUAAUUGGCAAAAUGAAACAAAAUGAACUGGACUGCUGUGACACAGCUCCCCCUGUAAGGUAGUCAAGCGGACAAUGAACCAUGUCCAAUUCACUGAUUUAGUUCAUAUACCGUGGGACAUAUGUGCAUAUGUAAAUAUCGAGAUAAGAUUUUCCAGAGCAUUUAUGCAUUUCCAGUCAUGCGAAAAAAAGAGAAGACAAAACAUAAAAGACAAGCAUGCCAAAAUCUUUCACUUACACAUCAACCUCAUCUAAUUUGUUAUUCAUAAAUACACUUAUGCAUAGUCUUGACAACUGUAUCAACUCCACUUUAUAGAUACAGUACAAGACGUCCGAUAGCUCUAUGUCGCCCGAGGAGACAUCGAUUUAUGUUCAUCUGUCGUAUGGGAACGAGGCAGGCAAACAGGUAAAAUAAUAGUUAGCACAACUACUUCUUUGUUUUAUCUGAAACUAGCUGCAUGGUUAGCAUAACUUAGCUUGAGCACACACCAACCGGUUGCAAAUAAGACAAGGAAAAAGAACGCGAGAGUGAAUAAGUUAGCCCGAUGGGAAAAUUGAAAGUGGGUGGGGGUCGUUGGGAGGCCCCUCCCCUUUACCUUCGAUGCUUCGUUUUAGCGCCAUACGCCCCCGAUCGAUAGGCAGCUCGGUACACAGGGUAUGUAGUCUCUGAAAAUAUCAAACGUUUUUUUACGCCAUUUUCUUGUUCAGUUACUGUGGGCUUGUGGUACAGCGAAAGUCACGCUGACGUCACCUGUUGAUGUUAAUACGUCAAUCACAAGCGGGUUGGGUUCUUGCAACAAAAGAUUCUUUUUUUUUACUCCUUACAAAUUUGAAUAACCAAAAACGAUCUCAGUAAACAGUGAUGUAUCCUAUAGCUUGACUUAUGUUUUUUUUUUCAACAGAGUAUGAAUCACUCGUGGCACGUGCACGUGAAUCCCGAAGGAGGGGACACGCACUCUGCGAUGGGCGAGAGAUGCAAGAGUCUGGGAGGACAUUAUAAUCCUUAUAAUGUUGACCUGGCUGUAAGUAUUGUCGCUAAUAUAAUAAACCUUAAGCUCUUAAUGGUAACUUACGAUCACGAUUCGUUUUAUCACUCCUUGAGAAGACAUGUUUUUUGCCAGGACGUGGCGACUAUGAAGUUUCUGAAAUGAAAUGAUACUUGUUACAGUUUAAGUUACAAGGAUUAACUUUAAUUUCUAAAUGACCUUAGGCAGUCCAGGAAUGGCAAUAGAAAUAUACUCUGCUGUUCUCGUGCUCUAGUUUGCUAAUUUGGCGUGGGAAAAUAUACUUAACUGAUAAUAACCAAAAGAGAAAUUUAAGAUGGUUAAACGGUUACUUAGGCCAUGCAAAAAAAUUGUCAGUUGUGAGUUAACCACAUUCGUAAAUCAUUUUGUCAUUUAAAUUUUGGGCUAUUUAUCAGUUGUCAUCAAUUAAAAUUCAAGCCAUUUGUCAAUUGUGAGACUCGCACUAUGAUGUUAGAGAGCUGUUCUGACUUACGAUGUCCAGAAUCAUCGUUGGUUUGUUUGAUACACCUCGUAAUGGCAUAGCCUGACAUAUACUUCAAAAAGCACCAAAUAAAAAAGCUAGUUCUUUCCGCUAGCAAAAGUUAAAUGCUAUUCGGAAGGUGAGUACGAAGAAUAUCAUUGGCAGUGAAGCUUGAUAAACGUUAAAAAAAAAUGGACUACAGGAUGUCGUGUUUCAGUUACUAGGUUGUAGUGCUCCUACGCUCUAAGGAUUUUUUGUUGUAUUCAUUACACUGCACGAAAAAUUGGAUUUACUUACAUUUACUCAUGAGCACAAACAUCAUAAACGCCGUAUUUACUCACACAUUUACAAGCCCUACGUAAAAGUGAAGUAAAUACGGCAUUUACCAUGUUUGCCACACAUUUGCACUGUGUUUGCAUCAUAUUUGCUGAUGAGUAAAUGUGAGUAAAUCCAAUUUUUCGUGCAGUGUUACUUACAGAUCUAUACCGUACGUUUGUGUUUACAGGGAUCGUAUAAGUCAUCCUGUUUUUCUAGCAAUAUGUUGCGUUGUGAAGUUGGUGAUCUUUCUGGCAAGCAUGCGCGGUUGAAUGUUGGUUCAGGGAAUCAGUUUUAUACGGAUCCAAGCCUUCCAUUAUUUGGAGAAAUGUCAGGUAAAGGAAAAACCUAAACCCCUACUUACAUCUCAAUAGUUUCUCGGGGAGUUUUAUUGUGCAUCACCAAAAUAGAAAGGAAACAGCCCCAGACUGUCAAAGAAAAGAAAAAUGGUUUUACUUAAUGAUCAGUCAGUAGUCAUGACCACUUACAGCAGCUAAUGAAGUUUGUGAAAUUGUUUUUGACCACUCAGGAAUGGAUUUGCUAGCCUUUUUUCAAUACACAAUUUCGAACAGUGAUUCACUGAUGUGUGCAAUAUUAACUUUUUUCCAGUUGUUGGUCGUGGGGUUGUCGUGCACGCCGAAAACGCUGGAGCAGCCCGCCUUGCUUGUGCUUCCAUCAAACCAGUAGAUUCUCUGUAUGUUGAGAAGACACUACACUACGUACAAGGGACGACAUUUUCCAGGUAGGUUUUGCCCAGUUGAAUUUGCAUGAGAUAGAUGCAAAAAGGGCAACAACAAUUCCCAGCUUUUUCGGCUAACAUAGGGGCGGGGGUGGAGCGGGGGGUGCUUUAACACAGAGAUUGUUAUGUUGCUAUGGUAACAUGUUUUAAAUGUCAAGGAAAUGAUCUCCAUUUGCCCCCAAUAGUUGCCAUUUGUUUCAAACCACUUUUAAAAGGUGUCAGCAAAUGGUAAAAAUACAGACGCGCUUGUCAUCAAAGAGUAAGGUUUAAGGAAAAACACUGAAGGCUGCCACCUUAAGUGGGUGGCCGAGAUAACUUGUCAUAAAAUCAUUUAAAAUUGGCGCCAAAAUUUCUGUUUUUCUCUCUCCUUUAAACCGUUUUGAAACUCAUAGUCAAGUACGCCAGAUUAAAAAUUUCCACUUAUAGUUAAAUAGAGAAUCUGAUGCUAAAGGGAUUACGAAUUCCUCUGUCGUAAACUAUCACUACCGUACUCAUUAAAAAAAAAUGUUCGAUAUAUAUUGCGAUUUUGAAGACGGCGAUAGCAUCAGAACGAAACCCGGGGGUGGAGGUAGGCGGGUUACCCCACCUUGAACGUUUACAAGGGACGCGCCAAAGCCAGGGGAAAGCGCCCUGGGGACGAGGUAGGAUAUACACACUCCUCGCUCGAUCAUAAUAUCCAAGACAAAGCUGAAUUUAAAAUGUCCUUUCGUUCUCUUGUAGAUUGAACUUUACAAAAAGGGUUUCAGCGUUGCUUAACAUCCCAGAGUGGCGGAUAUUUUACAUUAGAAUGGAGAACAGUCAAGUUCAAGGCUGUAUGACUGUCAAGUUUGGAAUCAUGGGAAAUGGUUAGUGAUAAAGUGUAAACCUUUGUUAGUCUCUCGAUCGACCCAUUUAAUAAAAUUGUUAUAGUCAAUCAGUCACUAUAAAGGGGGAAAACUCAUCCAGUUCAUUAGAUUUCAAAGUUAUGAAAGCUUCAAUCUUUAAUUUUGUGCAAAGAAAUUAAAUAAUGUCAGCCCUCCUUGGUGAACUGCAUUGCCAAUUCUUCAUGAAAGUGAGAUUCAGAAACAAAGCUGCUCAAGACAUAUCUGUUACAAUUUAAAAUCUCGAAAGUUCGUCCGGUGGUCGCUGACUUUUCACUCUAUUUUUUAUUCAGAGUUGCUACGAUUAUAGCUUUAUGAGAAAUGAAGAGUUAUUCACGCUAAUGAGGCAGAAAUUUUGAACAAGGAUUCGCCUCUGGAUGUGAUUAUUUAUAAUUAGAGAGGUUUUAAUGAUUUAUAUUUUUUCUUUAACCACUGACAGAAAAGCAAGUCGAUGAACCAUCCAAAGCCUUCGAUCUAAUUUUACAAAGAUCCUCAGGAAAACUAAUGGAGUUUCAACCUAAAGAUAAAUGUCGCAAACCAGGUAAGAAACAAGAGACAUGUUUUCCUGUAAGGUUACAGUGUGCCGAAAUUGCGAAACAAUAUAUGGAAUUUCCCAAUAUUCCGAACUACAUCAUGCACGGAUCAUGUGCAAAUCUGAGGAUCGUUCUUAAACGUUAGCGCAACAGCAUUGUUUCUGACUUGCUCCUGAGGGGGGAAGUGCUUCAAUAUGUACGUGAUGGAAAUCUUUGGGGAAUGCCUGACAUGAUAUUUUAGCUCUUUCUAGCCGCUGUUGGCAGCCGUUCUUUGGGUCGUUUCCUUACGACACAAAAAAACGGCUUCGUAUUAGACUAAUCAAUACCCUGAGAGAAGAAUUCUCUCUAAAAGACUAGACAAAACUAUGAUCACCUGAGUACCGUGUAACUGACCUCCUACCCCUCCCCUAAAUCGCAAUGUUUCCCUAAGCGAGAAGUAAGUGUUAAUGUUGACUUACGGGAAGGGUAGGAGGUCAGUUACCCGGAACUCAAUUAAUCUUUGUUUUGUCUAUAUUCAGUUACCCACAAACUCAAAACAAGCAAGCGUGGCGUGGGUUUCAAAAGAAUCCCCUCACUCAUCCGGGCAGUUUUGAAGCCGGGCCGUCCUAGACGUCGUGUCAUGACGUCUCCGACUUGUGUGAUAAGCAAAGUAAAUCCUCGGAGGACGUCUAAAGUAGAGCCGACGUAUUCCAGUAUAAUUGCAAGCCCACGUGUAGGUCGAGAGCAUGAACACCUUUUUCAGUUUUAGUUUCAGUUUAUUUAUUUGCCAGAAAAAAAUAUCUUUACAUAUCUAGCCGGAUUUUUGAUAACUUUAUCUCCAAGUAGCUAUUAUAAAAAUUAAGAGUGCAACCAUUGCUUUUUUUUUCUCUUUUUCUCCUUUCCUUAAUUUUCCUUCGUUACUAUGAUUUUGGAGCUUCUCGGGCCUAGGAAACAUGCCUUUUGACGCCUUUUCACUCAAAUGACUGCAAAUUUCGUUAGGUUGGUUUUCAAAAAGUCGGCUAGAUAUACAAACAGACAUUCAAUAUAUUACAAAAAUAUUUAGUUAAAUAUUAAGGAGACGUAAAUUGUAAGAAUUCAAAGUAUUGCACGAAGGCUAAACAACAACCCUUGCAUCAAUGUCGCGAUACUGACGCCUUUUCACUUCUCUUUUUCUCUUUUUUUUUUUCAGAAACUACGACUGUUGUUUCUACCAGUGCUACAAGAGCUAAUUUCAUCAACAAGUUCAUCAUUCUUUCGAACGUUGUUUUAAGUAUAGCACUGUGCAUGCGCUAA
Messenger RNA from Porites lobata, 7956 nucleotides. Lineage: Eukaryota; Metazoa; Cnidaria; Anthozoa; Scleractinia; Poritidae. The record is from the annotation of a GenBank genome assembly.